This is a messenger RNA of Cyprinodon tularosa, 2304 nucleotides long. RefSeq names its product phospholipase A2, group XV (gene pla2g15). The transcript has 7 exons. Gene Ontology annotation, biological process: phosphatidylcholine metabolic process; ceramide metabolic process. The record is from RefSeq and is a predicted model, not a curated record. Bases 164 to 1411 code for a protein of 415 amino acids. Gene Ontology annotation, cellular component: lysosome. NCBI's taxonomy places the organism in Eukaryota, Metazoa, Chordata, Actinopteri, Cyprinodontiformes, Cyprinodontidae.
CUCGUGACUACCGCCAGCAGUUGUUAAAUAAUUAUCGUUAUCUGAGGCGUUUUGAUCAGAUGAUCGGAGGGAUUUAACCAGCAGCAGAAACAGCUGGCGGCAGAGCUUGCUGACACACACAGAGGAGCUGACAGCGACCAACGGCUAUGACACAUCGGGAGCCAUGGCGGGCUGGCACCGGUUAACAGCCUUCUGCAUCGGCUUCUUCUUGGUUCUGGAGCUGAGCUACGGAAGACCAGCGAAGACAUGCCUUCAAGACAAGUCCUGUCAGAGCCAGAGACCCCCCGUCGUUCUCAUUCCCGGGGAUCUGGGGAACCAGCUGGAGGCGAAGCUGGACAAACCCAGCGUGGUCCACUACAUCUGCUACAAGAAGACAGAAAACUUCUUCACUCUGUGGCUCAACCUGGAGCUGCUGGUCCCCUACGCCAUCGACUGCUGGAUAGAUAACAUCAGACUGAUCUACAACAGCAGCACACACACCAGCGAUGCCCCUCCAGGCGUGGAUGUUCGAGUCCCAGGGUUUGGAAAGACGUAUUCCCUGGAAUACCUGGACCCCAGCAAGCGCAGUGUGGGCAUGUAUUUCUUCAGUAUUGUGCAGGCGAUGGUGGAGUGGGGCUACACCAGAGACGACGAUGUCAGAGGGGCUCCGUAUGACUGGAGGAAAGCUCCGAAUGAGAACAAAGAGUAUUUCAAGGCUCUGCAGCUGAUGAUUGAGGAGAUGGCAGAGAAGGCUGGAGGACCCGUGGUGCUCAUCGCUCACAGCAUGGGGAACAUGUACACACUUUACUUCCUCAACCAGCAGCCGCAGGCCUGGAAGGACAAAUACAUAAAGGCUUUUGUAUGCCUCGGACCGCCGUGGGCUGGCGUGGCCAAAACCCUGCGUGUGGUUACAUCCGGUGACAAUAACCGCAUCCCGGUCAUCAGCCCGCUUAAGAUCCGCUCACAGCAACGGACUGCCGUCACAACCAACUGGCUCCUCCCCUAUGCCCACUCUUGGCCCAAAGAUCAGGUUUUUAUCCAAACGCCCACCACCAACUACACUGUGGCGGACUAUGAGAAAUUCUACUCGGACAUCGGGUUCAGAGAAGGCUGGCUGAUGCGAAAGGACACCGAGCCUCUGGUGGCGGACCUGACCGCCCCCGGCGUAGCCGUCCACUGCCUGUACGGCAACGGGAUCCCCACGCCCGAGGCCUUCCAGUACUCGGACAAGUUCCCAGACGUGGAGCCCGACGUGGUUUACGGCGACGGGGACGGGACGGUGAACCUACGGAGCGCCGUGCAGUGCAAACGCUGGGCAGGGCAGCAGAAGCAGCCUGUGGCCCUCAAAGAGCUGCCGGGGAACGAACACGUCAACAUGCUGACAAACAUCACCACCGUGGAGUACAUCAAGACUGUGCUGUUCUCCCCUUAAAGCUGCCAAACGCUUGAUAUUCAUGCCAACAAAGUGUCCCAUCUCAAAGUGUUCAGAUUUUACUUGACCCUGAAUCUUGUUUUUUGUAUGAACCAAUACUUGUAACUCUCAUAUUUAUGUUGUUAAAGACUCAAUGCUUUUCUAUUGGUCUCAAAUUUUGAUGGAGCCUAGAUUUCAUUCUCCAACUUUUAAUAGAAUUUGUGUCAAAAAAGAAACAGAAAUGGUUUAUUAAUGCUGUGUGAGUCUUCUGACUUCCUUCCACUGUAACAGAAAUUUUAAAACGCAUUUAAUCACAAUGUCUGUUAUUGUUAUAAAUGAUUUUCCAGAUCUGUGUCUCAUUUUCAUUUAACUCAUGUGUUGGUUUUGUUAUCUUUUGCACACAGCCAAGCUGUUGUUGGUUUAUGAAUGUGGUUAAUGUUACAAGAGUUAUAGACCACAACCACAUCAAGGUUUAUGCUUAUAGUCAAAUAGAAACAGGUUUUAUGAUCCCAAUUUUAGAGGGUAAAAGAUAAGAGGCUGUUAUGCAAGGAAGAGGUUCCUUUUCCUGUUUGCAUGUUUUUGUUGGGAUUUGGGUUGAAUUGUGUGCCUUAAGGGGCUUUAAUUAGAGGAAACUUGUAAGGACAAGUCUGUUCCUGAAUCUGUGACAUGAACCUGAUCUUUUUUCUGGAUGUUUUAUACUUUUUUCUCUUAUUUGUUAAAUACUCAGACUUUUUAAACCCCAACUGCUGCUGUGCUGAUGUGGAGAGAACCUGUAGACCUUAGUGAUUGUACUGUGCCAUGAUGCCCUCACAGACCAAAACGAUAUGCUAUGAAGUUUUCACUUCUGCUUUGAGUUAUAAAUGUGCAUCAUAAACAAGCUGCCUUCUGCCCAGUAAAAGACUUCAAGUAAAACA